Molecule: messenger RNA, 585 nt
Organism: Symbiodinium sp. CCMP2456
Lineage: Eukaryota; Dinophyceae; Suessiales; Symbiodiniaceae
Source: the annotation of a GenBank genome assembly
AUGUACACUUUCGCCGUUUGUUUACGUCUGGCUGUGGACUGCAAGGGGAGCUUCGCCGACUGGAGCGACUGCGAGGCUUUUUUCGGUACCAUUCCGAGGACUAUGUACACCCUGGUGCAGGUUGUUACGCUGGAAUCCUGGAACAUGACGGUGGGCCGACCUUUGGUGGAGCGUCAGCCAUUGUUGUUCCCGGUCUUGCUGCUGUAUAUUUUCCUGACCACCUUUGGCCUGCUGAACAUCAUCGUAGGCGUCAUCGUGGAGAACACGCUGAACAUCGCAUCAUCUGACCAGGAUCUCCAGGACCGCAGAUUUCAGCGUCAACUCCUCCAAGAGUUGGAGUUCUUGAAGGAGGUUUUUGAGUCCGCUGACUCGGACGGCAGCGGAACCCUCGACCGUGAGGAGUUCGUCGACAUAUGCCAAAGACCAGAGGUCAAGAAUGCGCUGCUCCGCAUGGAGGUCCCGGCGGAGCAGCCUGAGGAGCUUUUCGACAUCCUCGAUGAGGAAGGGGUCGGCCAGAUCAGCUUCCUCACCUUCCACGAGAGUGUGAAGAAAGUGAGAGGAGUGCCCACGAACUUUGACAUGAAG